This is a messenger RNA of Nematolebias whitei (Rio pearlfish), 438 nucleotides long. RefSeq names its product U3 small nucleolar RNA-associated protein 6 homolog. Gene Ontology annotation, biological process: maturation of SSU-rRNA from tricistronic rRNA transcript (SSU-rRNA, 5.8S rRNA, LSU-rRNA). Gene Ontology annotation, molecular function: snoRNA binding; protein binding. Bases 41 to 298 code for a protein of 85 amino acids. Gene Ontology annotation, cellular component: Pwp2p-containing subcomplex of 90S preribosome; small-subunit processome. The record is from RefSeq and is a predicted model, not a curated record. The transcript has 3 exons. NCBI's taxonomy places the organism in Eukaryota, Metazoa, Chordata, Actinopteri, Cyprinodontiformes, Rivulidae.
UAGCCUGCAAGAAAAUCUUCCACUGUCCAAGGUCUUCUUCAUGAGAAUGAUUGAAAUCGAGAAGGAACAGGAGAAUCCAAAGAUGAAUAAUCUCAGAAACUUUUACGAGCGGGCGCUGCAGGAGUUUGGCACCUCAGAUGAAGAUCUGUGGCUGCAGUACAUCCAGGAGGAGCUGGGGCCCUGGGGCCAGCCGGAGAACUGUGGAAAGAUCCACUGGAGGGCCAUGAAGUUCCUGGAGGGGCAGAGCGCAGAGAGCUUCACCUCCAAGCACGCCCUGUUCCAGAGCGGACGCCUGUGAUGGACCUGGAGGAGCUGAGACCACGACUCCUCCGGGCCGUCACAUUUAAAGUUGGUCCAAAAGAGCCCCUUUCUUCUUCCUAAAGGUUUGAAGGCCCCUCAGCGCCUGCACGUGUGCAUGAGGAGCACGUCAUGGGAAUG